ACCCGGACCACGGCUAUCACAGCCUGGAGGAGGAGCAGCAGCAGCACAAGGGCGUUUGUCAAGAAGAGCCAGGGCGACGGCGGGAGCAGCAAUGCGAUGCCGGGGAGUUGAAGCGGCCCGAGGAGCCGAGCGAGCCGGGGAGACAGCCUGGAGGUGAUCCCUUGGAGCAGGGGGGGAUAAGGGGCUCAGCCGAGAAGGGGGCACUUGAGGGGGAAACCUCGACUGAAGAGGAUGACGAGGACUCCGAAAUAGAGCAAAACCUUGCGUUUUCAGCCAGACCCGCUUGUGCGAAUAAAUUGAUAGACUAUAUCAUAGGGGGAGUUUCCAGUGGGGAGGAGAGUGCGGAUGAGGAGGAGGACUGGGAUGAUGAUGAUGACGGCUUUGAUAGCGAAGGGCUUCCCUCGGAUUCAGACGCCGGUAGCCAGGACGGAGAAAGGCUUCAUCUCUGGAAUUCCUUCUACAGUUUGGAUCCCUACAACCCUCAGAACUUCACAGCCACCAUCCAGACAUCUUCCAGUGACCCGGGAAAGGAUAUGUCAGAUAUGGAGGAGGAGGAGGAUGAGGAUGAGGGAGAUUCUUCGUGGGCAGAGGAGUCCUCAGGCUCUCCUCACCCUAGCUCUGAAGAGGAGGAUGAGUGGGACUGCAGCAGCGUGGAUGAGGCAGAAAACUUGAAGCUUUGGAACUCGUUCUGUACCUCAGAUGAUCCAUAUAAUCCUUUGAAUUUCACGGCAGCCUUUCAGACAGCGGAGAAAAAAGGGACGGCUGGUUUAAGAGGAGCAGAGAGGCCGAGUUUGGGCACUUCUGAGCAUAGCCACUUAACUGUCUGCUGUGUGCAGCUGGAAAAACAUAACUGGGGGGUCACGGACUGUGUGCAGCAUGGCAUUCUUUCUGGCGAGAAAUGUAGAAGUACCAAGCGGAAAAAGGUCACCUUCCUCGAAAAAGUUACCGAGUAUUACAUUAGCAGCGAGGAGGAUCGUAAAGGACCCUGGGAGGAGCUCGCGCGAGAUGGGUGCAGGUUCCAGAAACGCAUCCAAGAAACAGAAGAUGCCAUAGGAUAUUGCUUCACAGCAGAGCAUAGACAAAGAGUAUUUAAUAGACUCCAGGAAACCUACUAUAAGGGGGUGGAUCUCUUUUAGCACCUUAAAAGAGCUGGUAGUUGGGUGACCCUAAGCACUCAUGAGCAUCUUC
Mesitornis unicolor (brown roatelo) is the source of this 1188-nucleotide messenger RNA. It is a transcript of the gene PPP1R15B, whose product is annotated as protein phosphatase 1, regulatory subunit 15B. The transcript has 2 exons. NCBI's taxonomy places the organism in Eukaryota, Metazoa, Chordata, Aves, Mesitornithiformes, Mesitornithidae. The record is from RefSeq and is a predicted model, not a curated record. Gene Ontology annotation, biological process: response to endoplasmic reticulum stress. The annotation marks the transcript as partial. Gene Ontology annotation, cellular component: protein phosphatase type 1 complex; endoplasmic reticulum. Gene Ontology annotation, molecular function: protein phosphatase regulator activity.